AUGUCGGAGGAGCAUUUCGGCGGGGACGGGGCGGCGGCGGCGGCGGCCCCGGAGGCGGGCGGCGGCGCAGCGGCGGCAGCGGCGGAGCAGGAGGGAGCCAUGGCGGCGGCUGCGGUGGCGGCAGCAGCGACGGCAGCGCCGGCCGCCCCGGCAGCAGCGCCGGCGGCAGGCGCCGGGCCGGGGCCGGAGCCGGAGCCGGGGCCGGGGAGCGGCGGCGAAGGUACCGAGGGGCCCGGUGCCGAGUCGGAGGGGGCCAAGAUCGACGCCAGUAAGAACGAGGAGGACGAAGGCCAUUCAAACUCCUCCCCACGGCACUCUGAAGCAGCGACGGCACAGCGGGAAGAAUGGAAAAUGUUUAUAGGAGGCCUUAGCUGGGACACUACAAAGAAAGAUCUGAAGGACUACUUUUCCAAAUUUGGUGAAGUUGUAGACUGCACUCUGAAGUUAGAUCCAAUCACAGGGCGAUCAAGGGGUUUUGGCUUUGUACUAUUUAAAGAAUCGGAGAGUGUAGAUAAGGUCAUGGACCAGAAAGAACACAAAUUGAAUGGCAAAGUGAUUGAUCCUAAAAGGGCCAAAGCCAUGAAAACAAAAGAACCUGUUAAAAAAAUUUUUGUUGGUGGCCUUUCUCCAGAUACACCUGAAGAGAAAAUAAGGGAGUACUUUGGUGGUUUUGGUGAGGUGGAAUCUAUAGAGCUCCCCAUGGACAACAAGACCAACAAGAGGCGUGGAUUCUGCUUUAUUACUUUUAAGGAAGAAGAACCAGUGAAGAAAAUAAUGGAAAAGAAAUAUCACAACGUUGGUCUUAGUAAAUGUGAAAUAAAAGUAGCCAUGUCAAAGGAGCAAUAUCAACAGCAGCAGCAGUGGGGAUCCAGAGGAGGAUUUGCAGGAAGAGCUCGUGGAAGAGGUGGUGGCCCCAGUCAAAACUGGAACCAGGGAUAUAGUAACUAUUGGAAUCAAGGCUAUGGCAACUAUGGAUAUAACAGCCAAGGUUACGGUGGUUAUGGAGGAUAUGACUACACUGGUUACAACAACUACUAUGGAUAUGGUGAUUAUAGCAACCAGCAGAGUGGUUAUGGGAAAGUGUCCAGGCGAGGCGGUCAUCAAAAUAGCUACAAACCAUACUAAAUUAUUCCAUUUGCAACCUCUCCCCAACAGGUGGAGAAGCAGUAUUUUCCGAUUUGAAGAUUCAUUUGAAGGUGGCUUGUGCCACUUGCUAAUAGCAGUUCAAACUAAAUUUUUUUGUAUCAAGUCCCUGAAUGGAAGUAUGACGUUGGGUCCCUCUGAAGUUUUAAUUCUGAGUUCUCAUUAAAAAACAAAAUUUGAUUUAAUUGUUUUAUUUCUUAAUUGCUAUGCUUCAGAAUGAAUUUGUGUUUUAUGCCCCUCCCCAGUAUUGUAGAGCAAGUCUUGUGUUAAAAGCCCAGUGUGACCGUGUCAUGAUGUAGUAGUGUCUUACUGGUUUUUUAAUAAAUCCUUUUGUAUAAAAA
Molecule: messenger RNA, 1484 nt
Organism: Sarcophilus harrisii (Tasmanian devil)
Lineage: Eukaryota; Metazoa; Chordata; Mammalia; Dasyuromorphia; Dasyuridae
Gene: HNRNPD
Product: heterogeneous nuclear ribonucleoprotein D
Exons: 10
Coding region: 1-1125 (374 amino acids)
Biological process (GO): regulation of gene expression
Cellular component (GO): nucleoplasm
Molecular function (GO): RNA binding
Source: RefSeq, a predicted model, not a curated record